CUACAGCAUCAUUUGAGUUUUAUCAACUUAACUGAAUACAUCAUCUAAAAAGUGAAGUUAACCAACAAAUAAUUAUCUUUCAAAACUAACGAAAACAUUUUAUGUGUCAAUGAAUAACCGCGCCGACACUAAAGCCAAGUUAAACGCUAAUUUGAGUCUCUCCAAACAUUUGUCAUCCAAAAAAGGUUCAAGAACCUCCAACUGCGGUAAUCGUCUGGAAUUUUCAGUACUUACUCUCAUACAAAGCGUGCCCUGAUUAAAUUUUAAUAAAAACAACUGUUUCAAUAUGGUCCAUAAUCGUUCUUCUCGCAAAUCAUGCCCCGUCAUGGAUGUCAGCCCAUCACGCCAUACAUUAACUGCUUCGGUCAAUAAAUAUGAAUUGUCAUCUAGUCCACGCAUUGGCUAUAAACUGGAGGUGCCCAGCCGUCCAGUGGGUAGCUCUGGUUCAUCAUCUAGUCAAUGGCAUUACAAUAACAUGGUGAAUAAUAAUCGUCAAGAGUUCAAUAAUUUACAUUUCUGUUAAAUCAUUCGGUGUUUUGUUUUCAAUUCCACCCUACUCUUCAAAUAAAGAAAAUAAUUGAUUAAUCAAACUGAAA
Messenger RNA from Calliphora vicina (urban bluebottle blowfly), 596 nucleotides. RefSeq lists its product as uncharacterized. Lineage: Eukaryota; Metazoa; Arthropoda; Insecta; Diptera; Calliphoridae. The record is from RefSeq and is a predicted model, not a curated record. The transcript has 2 exons. The coding region runs from base 110 to 256 and encodes 48 amino acids.